This is a messenger RNA of Psylliodes chrysocephalus, 997 nucleotides long. The record is from the annotation of a GenBank genome assembly. NCBI's taxonomy places the organism in Eukaryota, Metazoa, Arthropoda, Insecta, Coleoptera, Chrysomelidae.
AUGAUAUUUAAAAUAUUGCCCAUAUUCUGCCUCCUCUUGGCCACGUCACAGGCCGGUGUAAUUCUGGGUAAGGAUGGUCUACUUCAUAAAGCAGCCAACACCAUUGGACUCUCCAACGUGUUUAAUGUGGGCGCUGACGCACGAGUCAAUCUUCUAGGCAAUGAAGUCGGAAUCGAUGGAGCUGUAGGAAUCGGCGAGUCAGGAAUCGGAGCUCAUGCUUCAGCGGAUGCAGAUAUUCUUGGACAAAAAGCCAAAGUACACGCUGAUGUUCUAGAUGGACACAAGAUCGAUCAACACAACCACGAAGUUUUCAAGGAUAGUAACAACCGCCAAUAUGUCUUGCAAAGGCAGUACAUUGGUUCUCAGUCAGUUCUUGUAAGAAAGUAUUUAGAUAACGGACAGAUCUACCUUGAUGGAGCUAACGAUGAUAACGUCUUACAACACAAACAAGUCGAUGAAUCCAAAGUCUAUGACAACAAAGGUGGUUGGUGGGAUGUACAGACUAAAAGAUACUAUAACCGCUUUGGAGAAUGGGUAAAAGGCAGAGUCUGGGAUCCUAGAAUUUUAAACCAUAUUAGUUAUGUUGAACCUGAAGCAGCCGUUGAUGACAGGUAUCCAACUGGAGGUUGGCAAAAAGAUGGUAACUACGUAGAAAUAUAUCCUAUGCACUCAAGUCACCAAAAAGAAGUCAAUGGAGGUUGGCAAAAAGAUGGUAGCUACAUAGCAGUAGAUCCUGUACACCCAAAUUACCAAAAUGAAGUUAUUGGAGGUUGGCAAGAAGAUGGAUCCUAUAUCGCUGUAGACCCUGUACAUUCUAGCCAAAGAGAAGAAUAUUUAACGAGUGUCCCCAAAAGAGCUAAACGCGAGGAGGAGUACGUAUUGUUGUUUCCACAACAUUAAGGCCUUCUGCUUUAAUCUUGACACAUUUAUAAUUUCUUAAAGUAAUUUUGUAACUUUAACAUAUUAAAAUUGUGAUUUAAAUGAAAUAAAGGUAGUG